Messenger RNA from Anopheles maculipalpis, 1041 nucleotides. RefSeq names its product serine/threonine-protein phosphatase 2A activator-like. The transcript is spliced from 3 exons. Bases 1 to 1041 code for a protein of 346 amino acids. Lineage: Eukaryota; Metazoa; Arthropoda; Insecta; Diptera; Culicidae. Gene Ontology annotation, molecular function: protein tyrosine phosphatase activator activity; peptidyl-prolyl cis-trans isomerase activity. The record is from RefSeq and is a predicted model, not a curated record. Gene Ontology annotation, cellular component: protein phosphatase type 2A complex; cytoplasm; nucleus. Gene Ontology annotation, biological process: mitotic spindle organization.
AUGUCCGAGAGUGGUGCUGCCGAUGGCGAACCAAAGCGAGUGUUUGUGGUGCCGGAAAAGCUGGUUAAAUCGCCCGCCGAUAUGGAGCUGUGGAGAAUGUCCGAGUGUUAUUACGAUUUGCUGGGAUUCAUUAGCAGUAUGUCGAUGGCGUUGCAAGGGACCCGUAACAGCCAGGAAGUGGCGAUACCGCCGGUGGUUGAAAAGUUAAUGAAGGUUUUAGAUCGAUUGGAGCAACUAGCGAUCGAAACGCCGCCAGUUGAUCAGCCGGCCCGGUUCGGAAACGUUGCAUUCAAGAGCUGGUAUCAAAAAAUGCAAUCAGAAAGCAUGCAGCUCAUUACUGACGUACUUCCGGAUCCAUUGAAGGAGGCAAGCAAAGAGUUGUGUGUGUAUUUUGUUGAUUGUUUCGGAAAUCCGACGCGUAUCGAUUAUGGUACGGGACACGAGUUGGCUUUCAUUAUGUUUCUGAUGUGCUUGUUCAAGAUUGGUGCUUUCGAUCGGAAGGAUGAGGUGGCCGUUGGCUUAAAGCUUUUCCAGAAAUACAUCAUCCUUGCGAGAAAGCUACAGGUGACAUACCGCAUGGAACCAGCCGGAAGUCAUGGUGUAUGGAGUUUGGACGAUUUUCAGUUCGUUCCCUUCAUAUGGGGUAGUGCACAGCUUGCCGUGAACAGUCCCAUCGAACCGGCCCAGUUUGUGGAAGAAAAAUCGAUUGCGAAAUACAAAAAAGAACUUAUGUUUGUCGGUUGCAUCGACUACAUACAGCAGGUAAAGACGGGCCACUUUGCCGAACACUCGAAUCAGCUGUGGAGCAUCAGUGCCGUUCCAGAGUGGUCCAAGAUCUGUACCGGGCUGAUUAAGAUGUACCAGAAGGAAGUGUUGUCAAAGUUCCCCGUUAUUCAACACGUAUACUUCGGAUCUAUACUUACGCUUAAAACGAUUAAACCGGGCACGAUGUUGCCCAAUCCGAGGCUGGGUCAGCUUCCUCGGCAACAGGCACCGGCCGUGCCGGCACCUCCAAAGUUUCCCGGUGGCGAUGGAAUGUGA